UUGUAAUAAAUUACAGUACAGUAAAUAUAAUAUUUCAGGAUGGAGAGUUAUUAUAUGUGCUUGACGGUUUUUUUGGCUUUCUGCUGCUUUAUUAAGAUAAGAGCUCAAAUUCCCAUUGUUAAGCCAAAAACUGAGACUAUAUAUGAACCAAUAGUUACGCAGAAUAGAUCUAAUAUUGAACCGGGAGAGGACAAUAUAAUAUUACCCUCUACGUAUUCGAAAUUUAACCAAGAGCUCUUGAAACAAAUUAUGUAUAAAUCGCAUAUUGCAACGAUAAUACUUAAGGAACAGACCGCAAAGGUGAGAAAAUUUAAAGAAAUUUUUGACACCAUGACCAAAGAGGAGAUGGACCUCAGAAUACAGCAAAUAUAUAAGAGGCAACAAAUUAAGCAAGCAUAUCUUAACUUAGCCAGGAUCCAAGUAAAGAUUGAGAACAGCAGGCUGUUACUUGGACGAUGCCAAAAAUUUAAGGAUCGGGAUGAGAUGGUUCGCAAAAUGGCCGAAAGGGAAGCCAAAAAAUUAUCCGAAGAUGUAGCAAAACCCGAUUCUAUGAAGUUUUACCUUGCUAAAUAUUCCAAGAUUCUUAGUGAACUUGAUCAAAGAGUUGACAAAGAAAACUUUGAAAAUUCGUUUCUUGAAAUGGACAUUGUAAAAAAUAACUCGUCGUCAUCGGAAAACGUACAUCCACCAAAUGAUAUAAAUUUAUGAAUUAACCAUCAAUAUGAUAUUAAUGUUUGUUUUAUUUAUUUAUAAUCUUUAAUUGUAACAUAAAGAAAACUUUCUAUUAUUCACUUUCAGGAAGUCAUUUUUUAUACAAAAUAAAAGUCAAGCAGAACCAAUCAGAUUGCUUACAUAAUCCCCGAGCAGUCUAUAAAAGCAAAAUAUUUAUAAUCAAACUUCUUUAAGAAGAUCAGACCCAUCAAGAUGAGAUUUCCAGUGAAUUGUGCUAUAUUUCUACUUUUCGUAGUGAACGUGCAGAGUGAGGGAUUAAAUCAUCAGGCUAAGUCUUCAAACUCAGGUCCAGUCGUUUCCAAUCGUCUGCCUCAACCAGCCAAAAGCGAUUCUCCCGCAAACGAUACUGUGGAAACGGAUAAGGAUAUUUUACAGAAAAUAUUCCCAGUCUCACAAGAUGUUAAAGAAGCAAAAGAAAGGGUGCUAGUUGACGUGGCCAAAGGGCGAUACUACCGAAAAUUAGCUCACGGUUUGUCUGAUUCCGUGACCAAGAUGAAUAUUGCCAUAGUCAAUGAAAAGAAGGAAAUUCAUUUAUUAGAUCUAGAAGAGUUGCAGAUAAAACAAAAAAUGUUAAAAGCUGUGUCUGAGUACCGAAGCUUGUUGGAUGAAGUUCAGAGGUGUAAUGGUCGUGGGGAUGAUCUCUCCUCAAAGGAGCUGUCUCAACUGGCCGAUAUCGAGGCCAAAAGAGUGCUGAAGGAUGAAUUGGAGCCCCUUAUUUGGUAUUCAAACCGAAACAGAUACAGAAUAUUAUUGAAAGAUCUGCGUAAAAAAUUAAAGUAUGAAAAAUUCACUGUUGACAUCAAGUUAGCCGCAAAUAUGAGGGACAAAAACGGAAGUCAAUGGUAAUAGGUCUUGGGGCUAUUACUUUUAAGAGUCUUUACUUAGCAAUAAACUAAAAGACAUUCCAA
Messenger RNA from Drosophila ananassae, 1640 nucleotides. RefSeq lists its product as uncharacterized. The coding region runs from base 925 to 1578 and encodes 217 amino acids. The record is from RefSeq and is a predicted model, not a curated record. The transcript is spliced from 3 exons. Lineage: Eukaryota; Metazoa; Arthropoda; Insecta; Diptera; Drosophilidae.